AUGUGUGAGGUGAUGCCCACGAUCAACGAGGGAGACCCUCUGGGCCCCCCUCAUGGCGCCGACGCCGACGCCAACUUUGAGCAGCUGAUGGUGAACAUGCUGGAUGAGCGAGAGAAGUUACUGGAGUCCCUCCGUGAGAGCCAGGAGACGCUGGCGGCCACGCAGAGCCGCCUCCAGGAUGCCCUGCAUGAGCGGGACCAGCUCCAGCGUCACCUUAACUCUGCCCUCCCCCAGGAAUUUGCCACUUUAACCCGCGAGCUGAGCAUGUGUCGGGAGCAGCUUCUAGAGCGGGAGGAGGAGAUCUCAGAGCUGAAAGCAGAACGAAAUAACACAAGGCUGCUUCUGGAACACCUGGAGUGCCUGGUGUCUCGUCAUGAACGGUCACUGCGGAUGACGGUGGUGAAGCGCCAGGCCCAGUCACCUUCAGGGGUCUCCAGUGAGGUGGAGGUCCUGAAGGCCCUCAAGUCGCUGUUCGAGCACCACAAAGCCUUGGAUGAGAAGGUGCGAGAGCGGCUCCGGGCAGCGCUGGAGCGAGUGAGCACGUUGGAGGAGCAGCUGGCAGGUGCCCACCAGCAGGUGUCUGCCCUGCAGCAGGGGGCAGGGGUGCGGGACGGAGCGCCAGAAGAAGAGGGGACUGUGGAGCUGGGGCCCAAACGUCUCUGGAAGGAGGAUGCCGGCCGGGUUGAGGAGCUACAGGAACUUCUGGAGAAGCAGAACUUUGAGCUGAGCCAGACCCGGGAGCGACUGGUCACCCUGACAGCAACUGUGACUGAAUUAGAGGAGGACCUGGGUACGGCCCGCCGGGACCUCAUCAAGUCUGAGGAGCUGAGCAGCAAGCAUCAGCGGGACCUCCGUGAGGCUCUGGCCCAGAAGGAGGACAUGGAGGAGCGGAUCACCACACUGGAGAAGCGCUACCUGGCUGCUCAGCGAGAGGCCACAUCUAUCCAUGACCUCAAUGACAAGUUGGAGAAUGAGCUCGCCAAUAAGGAAUCCCUCCACCGGCAGUGUGAGGAAAAGGCCCGGCACCUACAGGAACUGCUGGAAGUGGCUGAGCAGAAGCUGCAGCAGACUAUGCGGAAGGCAGAGACACUGCCGGAGGUGGAGGCUGAGCUGGCCCAGAGAAUUGCAGCCCUCACCAAGGCUGAAGAACGGCAUGGCAACAUUGAGGAGCACCUGAGGCAGCUGGAGGGGCAGCUGGAGGAGAAGAACCAGGAGCUGGCACGGGUGCGCCAGCGGGAGAAGAUGAAUGAGGACCACAACAAGCGGCUGUCAGACACGGUGGACCGGCUGCUUAGCGAGUCCAACGAGCGCCUGCAGCUCCAUCUGAAGGAGCGCAUGGCUGCCUUGGAGGAAAAGGGCCGCCUGUCUGAAGAGAUUGAGAAGCUGCGCCAAGAGGUGGACCAGCUGAAGGGUCGAGGGGGGCCGUUUGUGGAUGGCAUCCACUCCAGGUCACACAUGGGCAGUGCAGCGGACGUGCGGUUCUCCUUGGCCACAGCCACCCACACGGCCCCCAGUCUGCAUCGCCGCUACUCCGUGCUGCGGGACGAGCCUGCCAAGGACUGGGAGCCAUCUCCACUGCCUGGGGUGCUGGCCCCCAAGGCCACCCCUGCCUUUGACAGUGACCCCGAGAUCUCGGACGUGGAUGAGGAUGAGCCAGGGGGGCUGGUGGGCUCCGUGGAUGUUGCCUCCCCCAGCAGCCACUCUGAUGCCCAGACUCUGGCCAUGAUGCUUCAGGAGCAGCUGGAUGCCAUCAAUGAGGAGAUCAGGAUGAUCCAGGAAGAGAAGGAGUCCACUGAGCUCCGUGCUGAGGAGAUUGAGACGCGUGUGACCAGCGGCAGCAUGGAGGCCCUGAACCUGACGCAGCUGCGCAAGCGCGGGUCCAUCCCCACCUCCCUGACUGCCCUGUCCCUGGCCAGUGCAUCGCCCCCGCUCAGCGGCCGCUCCACACCGAAGCUUACCUCCCGAAGUGCCGCCCAGGACCUGGACCGAAUGGGGGUCAUGACCCUGCCCAGUGACUUAAGGAAGCAUAGGAGGAAGCUGCUGUCGCCAGUGUCUCGGGAAGAGAACCGAGAGGAUAAAGCCACCAUAAAAUGUGAGACUUCUCCUCCUUCCUCACCCAGGACACUGCGGCUAGAGAAGCUUGGUCACCCAGCCCUGAGCCAGGAGGAAGGCAAGAGUUCCUUGGAGGAUCAGGGCAGCAACCCCAGCAGCAGCAACAGCAGCCAGGACUCCUUACACAAGGGCGCCAAGCGCAAGGGCAUCAAGUCGUCCAUCGGCCGCCUGUUUGGGAAGAAGGAGAAGGGCAGGCUGAUCCAGCUGAGUCGGGAUGGAGCCACGGGCCAUGUGCUCCUAACAGAUUCCGAGCUUAGCCUGCAGGAGCCCAUGGUCCCUGCCAAGCUGGGGACCCAGGCAGAGAAGGACCGGCGGUUGAAGAAAAAACACCAGCUGCUUGAAGAUGCUCGCAGGAAAGGAAUGCCCUUUGCCCAGUGGGAUGGCCCUACUGUGGUCUCCUGGCUGGAGCUCUGGGUGGGCAUGCCUGCCUGGUACGUAGCAGCCUGCCGAGCCAAUGUCAAGAGUGGUGCCAUCAUGUCCGCCCUGUCCGACACGGAGAUCCAGCGGGAGAUCGGGAUCAGCAACGCCCUGCACCGGCUCAAGCUCCGGCUGGCCAUUCAGGAGAUGGUGUCACUGACCAGUCCCUCGGCCCCACCCACCUCCAGGACUUCUUCUGGAAAUGUCUGGGUCACCCAUGAAGAGAUGGAAACGUUGGCAACAUCUACUAAAACAGACAGUGAGGAAGGCAGCUGGGCCCAGACCCUGGCCUAUGGGGACAUGAACCACGAAUGGAUUGGGAAUGAAUGGCUCCCCAGCCUGGGGCUCCCCCAGUACCGCAGCUACUUCAUGGAGUGCCUGGUGGACGCCCGCAUGCUGGACCACCUCACCAAGAAGGACCUGCGUGUCCACCUGAAGAUGGUAGACAGCUUCCAUCGAACCAGUCUUCAGUACGGCAUCAUGUGUCUGAAGAGGCUGAACUACGACCGGAAGGAGCUGGAGAAGAGGCGGGAGGAGAGCCAGCACGAGAUCAAGGAUGUGCUGGUCUGGACCAACGACCAGGUGGUUCACUGGGUCCAGUCCAUUGGGCUUCGGGACUAUGCAGGAAACCUGCAUGAGAGUGGCGUGCAUGGUGCCCUGCUGGCCUUGGAUGAGAACUUCGACCAUAACACACUGGCCCUGGUCCUCCAGAUCCCCACACAGAACACCCAGGCACGCCAGGUGAUGGAAAGAGAGUUCAACAACCUACUGGCCUUGGGCACAGACCGGAAACUGGAUGACGGGGACGACAAGGUGUUCCGUCGUGCGCCCUCCUGGAGGAAGCGCUUCCGGCCUCGGGACCACCACGGCGGUAUGCUCAGCGCCUCCGCAGAGACCCUCCCCGCUGGCUUCCGCGUGUCCACGCUGGGACCCCUGCAGCCGCCUCAGGCCCCGCCAAAGAAGAUCAUGCCUGAAGCUCACUCCCACUAUCUCUACGGACACAUGCUCUCCGCCUUCCGGGACUAGCCACGGCCCCCAGGGCCGGCUCCCUUCUUCUGGGCUUCGUGCCUCUGCCGGCCCUGACCCCUCCUGCUCGUUCCCCUUCCUCCCACGGCUCCUAGUCUCGUCUGUGACUUUCCAGUUGCCCUGGAUCUCAGAAUAUUCUCGUCUACCCCCUCGACAUCCCACUACCCUCAGGUCCACCCUGUGUCCUCUGUAAGUCUUUGGUGGGCUCGCCUGGGGCUGCCCACUGGGGUGGAGGUACCCAGGUUGACCAUGCUUGGACUCCAGGGGAGGAGAGGACCUCUACCCCAAGGCGGUGUGACUCUGCCCUCUCUCUUCUGGGCUUUGCCUGGUCAGGACUUCGACCUCCACCAGGGACCAGGACCUGAUGCCAAGAGCUGGGGCUGGCCUUUCCAAGAAAAGGACACCUCAGAUUCUGCCCGUCUUGGGCUAUUCUGCCUUCUGGGUCUCUGUCCACAUCUUGGCUGUGCCGGAUGGUUUGACAUCUGGCUUGGUGUCCCCAGUAUUAUCCUUCCCCCAGCCCACCCACAACUGCAGCGCCGGCCUCCAGUAUCUCCUCAGGGACCGAGAGGCAGAAGGUCACAUUCUCCCUCAGGACAGUGAGGCUGGGGAGGAGAUCCGAGGUAGAGGUACUGUGCUCUGGCUCAAGCUGACGCCCAUGUAUGAGUUUGGGAAGAAUCAAAAGAAAUGGGGCUCCAAGCUUGGAACCAUGGGUGAGGAUGGGGAAAUCCUCAGCCCUC
This is a messenger RNA of Elephantulus edwardii (Cape elephant shrew), 4292 nucleotides long. It is a transcript of the gene PPFIA4, whose product is annotated as protein tyrosine phosphatase, receptor type, f polypeptide (PTPRF), interacting protein (liprin), alpha 4. NCBI's taxonomy places the organism in Eukaryota, Metazoa, Chordata, Mammalia, Macroscelidea, Macroscelididae. Gene Ontology annotation, cellular component: presynaptic active zone. The record is from RefSeq and is a predicted model, not a curated record. Gene Ontology annotation, molecular function: protein binding. Bases 1 to 3555 code for a protein of 1184 amino acids. The transcript has 28 exons. Gene Ontology annotation, biological process: synapse organization.